Cordyceps militaris CM01 is the source of this 1098-nucleotide messenger RNA. RefSeq names its product NADPH dehydrogenase. The transcript has a single exon. The record is from RefSeq and is a predicted model, not a curated record. NCBI's taxonomy places the organism in Eukaryota, Fungi, Ascomycota, Sordariomycetes, Hypocreales, Cordycipitaceae. Bases 1 to 1098 code for a protein of 365 amino acids. Gene Ontology annotation, molecular function: NADPH dehydrogenase activity; FMN binding.
AUGGCGUCAUCCAAUCUUUUCAGGCCGAUUACUGUUGGCAACACCAAGCUACAACACCGAAUUGUCAUGGCCCCUUUGACACGCUUUCGAGCAGACGAGAACAAUGUCCCGCUUCCCAACAUGCUAGAGUAUUACACCCAAAGAGCCAGCACGCCGGGCACACUCAUCAUCGCCGAAGCGACACAAAUUUCCCCACGGCACUGCGGCGGCGCCAAUGCUCCUGGCCUGUGGAACGCGGCCCAAGUUGCUGCGUGGAGGAACAUCACCGACGCCGUCCACGCGCGCGGCUGUGCCAUCUACUGCCAUUUGUGCGCACCUGGCCGUGCCGGUCGCUUGGACGGCUAUCCGCUGUACAGCGCGAGCGCCGUGCCCAUGGAAGCCGGCGCGACUGUGCCGCAGGCAAUGACGGAGCAGGAGAUUUGGGCCUGCGUGGAGGACUUUAGGACGGCGGCGGCCAAUGCCAUGGAGGCGGGCUUUGACGGUGUCGAACUCCAUGGCGCCAACGGGUAUCUGCUCGAUCAGUUCAGCCAAAGCACCUGCAACGUCCGCGACGAUGGCUGGGGCGGCUCCGUCGAAAACAGGGCCAGAUUCAUACUGGAGGCGACCAAGGCAGUCACCGAAGCCAUUGGCAGCGACAAGACAGGCGUGCGACUAAGUCCAUGGAGUACAUUCCAGGGCAUGAAAAUGGGCGUCCCCCACGCGCAGGAGCAGUUUUCGUACAUCAUCGGGCAGUUGAAGAAGCUGCCGCUCUCGUAUCUGCACCUCAUCGAGUCGCGAGUUGUCAACAGCUCCGACUGCGAGAAAAAGGAAGGCUUGGAAUUUGCUUUUCGAAUCUGGGAUAACCACUCGCCCGUCCUAGUCGCCGGUGGCUUCAACAGCGAGACGGCUCGCUCCGCCGUCGACGAGGAGUACAAGCAGUACAGCGCUCUUGUCGUGUUCGGGCGCUAUUUUGUUUCCACGCCCGACUUGGUAUUUCGUCUGAAGCACCAGCUCGAGCCCAACGCAUAUGAUCGUUCCACCUUCUACACCCCUAUGCAGAGCAGGGGCUACACGGACUAUCCGUUUAGCGACCAGUUUUUGGCUCAGUGCAAAGCAUAG